Messenger RNA from Drosophila suzukii, 1841 nucleotides. RefSeq names its product inward rectifier potassium channel irk-1. Lineage: Eukaryota; Metazoa; Arthropoda; Insecta; Diptera; Drosophilidae. The record is from RefSeq and is a predicted model, not a curated record. Gene Ontology annotation, molecular function: inward rectifier potassium channel activity. Gene Ontology annotation, cellular component: plasma membrane. Gene Ontology annotation, biological process: regulation of monoatomic ion transmembrane transport; potassium ion import across plasma membrane.
UCCUGGUGGAUAAAAUGUAAAAUAUUUGCCAGACUUGCGGCAAUAUUUGAUCGUUCGCAAAAUAAAUACGCUGAUAACGGCUAAAUUCUACAUAAAAUCAUGGGGCACAUUUUGAGACACUAAUCUCGGCGGAACAAUCUCAGUCAAACAAGAGCUGACACAUGCGCGAAAGUUCAGAUAAUAAAUAAAUCUAAAUGCACAUCUUCAUUUUUUAGAGUUAGUACCCCGACUUAGUCAGUGUCAAGCGGUCAGACAAUCGAGUUGAUCUCCUUCUAUCGUAAUCGUCGGCCAGUGCAGCCUAAAUUUGAAUCUCGAUCAUGCGAUCGGAAGGAUCUUCCCUGGGAUCUGCUCCCACUAAAUCCCUUCUCAAGCAACCAUCUACGUCCAUGUCCGUGAAACUCAAGCCGAAGCCCCUGUUUCGAUCUGUCGAUAAGGGGAAGGAUUACUAUCCGGAAAGUCCAAGUUUUGUACGGCGGAGAAAGUCGACUACCGCCGUGGAUCAGCAGGAAACACGCAGCGAACAGAACUUCCCAUGUACAAACGACUGGGCUGGCAGUACAAUAGAGCUUACACCAGAUGUGGGUUCCGGGCCUGGAAACUCUUCAACCCAUGGACUCAGACGAAGCCUACAUCGGGUAAUUGAGAAGAACGGCAAGGAGAAUGUGGUGUUCCGGCGAAUUCCAGAGAAGUCCUGGCGAUACAUGCGGGAUCUAGUCAACACUCUGAUGGAGCUGAAGUGGAAAUAUAUGUUGACAUUGUUCCUGGGCAGUUACUUUCUCAGCUGGUUGCUCUUCGCCGCCCUAUGCUACGUGGUGGCCUUCUUCCACGGGGACUUGAUCUUCGAUCCUCUGACUGGAGAACGGACGGGCAAGGGUGAGGAACCCUGCAUAUACGGUGUGGAAAACUGGGUGGCCAUGAUACUGUACUCGGUGGAGACGCAGACAACCCUGGGCGGUGGAAAGUACGCCAGUGAGGAGUGCCCGGAGACGAUAUUCCUAUACGUAAUGCAGAUGAUGAGUUCGGCUUUGAUUGAGGGCUGUAUGAUCACCGUGAUCUAUGCCAAAACAUCGCGUCCGGCCCGGCAGAUUACCAAGCUAAAGUUCAGCGACAAGGCGGUGAUCUGUUAUCGCGACGGACAACUGUGUUUGCUCUUCCGCGUGUGCGAUCCCCGCGAGCAGCAGUCCAUUGAGUCCAAGAUACGAGUCUACAUUAUCGUGGACAAACGCACUCGCGAGGGUGAGAUUGUAAAAACUCACGUGGAACUGAAACUGGAGGGCAAUGGAGAACAAAUAAUCCUAUGGCCCGAUGUGGUGUGCCAUAUCAUCGAUGAGACCAGUCCGCUGUUCCAGUUCACCAACGCCAAACUAUUCAACGCUGCCCAAUUCGAGCUAUAUGUGUCCAUAGUGGGAACUUCCCCUGCCACAGCUCAAUUGACAGAGGCCAAGACUUCCUACCUCCCAAGCGAGAUUUUCUGGGGCCAGAGGUUCACAAAUAUUAUCCAUUACGACGAGGAAAGCGAACGCUACAUUGUGGACUACAAGAAUUUCAACACCACCAUUUCGGUGGACAUGCCCAUGAUUCUGCCGAAAAAGGAUCAGUUGAAAUCUGUAGCAAAUUAGAUCGAUGGAAUCUUUAUCCACUUAAAAAGACCUCUUUCAGCAUCGGAUUUACUUUUUACCUUGACGUUUUAAAUUAAAUCCCUUUACAAUUUUGUAAAUAUACAGAAAUGUUUCCAUUUAUGAUCCCUUUAAAGCUUUGUAAAUAUCCAGAAAUGUUUCUAUCAUUUUAAAAAUAUAAAACAUAAAUAUAUACAAUACUACCAAUAUUGUUAGAAAUUAUAA